CAGCUGUUAUGGAGGAGCUGGACGGGGCGCGGGGGGCAGCGGCCGCAGGCGCUUCCCUGUGAGGUCAGCUGUGUUGAGAGGGGUCCGAUAAGCACCCUGAGAAGAUUUAUAACAAGCACAGCUGGUGCUUUGUGAGAACUCUGAUAUUCAGAGUCUCCAUGUUGUCCCACCUAGGUGAAACAGAUCUGAGAAGAACCCGGCAACAUUUCUGUUUGGUCUGCACAUUUCCAGAAAGCUUUUUACUCUGAAAUAUACCUCAGGAAGCAGAGAGGUACAGACUAAAUGGAUCUAAAGACAGCAGUGUUCAAUGCAGCUCGUGAUGGCAAGCUGCGGCUCCUUUCCAAGUUACUGGCGAGCAAAACAAGAGAAGAGGUAGCCCUACUGAUGUCAGAGAAGACCAAUGGUGCCACACCGCUUCUGAUGGCAGCCCGUUAUGGUCACCUUGACGUGGUGGAAUACUUGUUGGACCAUUGCUCUGCUUCAAUAGAAGUUGGUGGUUCGGUGAAUUUUGAUGGUGAGACCAUUGAGGGGGCUCCACCAUUAUGGGCAGCAUCGGCAGCUGGCCACUUGAAGGUGGUCCAGUGCCUGUUAGAUCACGGUGCAUCUGUCAACAACACAACUGUGACAAAUUCUACGCCACUUAGAGCAGCCUGUUUUGAUGGUCACCUGGAAAUAGUAAAAUACCUUGUGGAGCACAAAGCAGACCUGGAAGUAUCAAACCGUCAUGGACAUACGUGCUUGAUGAUCUCAUGUUACAAAGGCCACAAAGAGAUUGCUCAGUAUUUACUUGAAAAAGGAGCUGAUGUUAACAGAAAAAGUGUUAAAGGAAACACCGCAUUACAUGACUGUGCAGAAUCUGGAAGUUUGGAGAUCAUGAAGAUGCUACUGAAGUAUUGUGCUAAAAUGGAGAAGGAUGGUUAUGGAAUGACUCCUCUUCUGUCAGCUAGUGUGACAGGCCACACAAAUAUCGUGGACUUUCUGACCCAACAUGUACAGACCAGCAAAGCUGAGCGCAUAAAUGCUCUGGAACUUCUAGGAGCAACAUUCGUGGACAAAAAGAGAGAUCUCCUUGGUGCUUUGAAAUACUGGAAGCGAGCUAUGGAAAUGAGAUACAGUGAUAGGACUAACAUCCUGAGCAAACCUGUGCCACAAACACUAAUUAUGGCGUAUGAUUAUGCUAAAGAGGUGAACAGCUCAGAAGAGUUAGAAAAUCUUAUUGCAGACCCUGAUGAAAUGAGAAUGCAAGCAUUGUUAAUUAGAGAACGCAUUCUUGGCCCUUCUCACCCAGAUACAUCCUACUAUAUUAGAUACAGAGGUGCUGUCUAUGCAGACUCUGGAAACUUCAAGCGUUGCAUCAACUUAUGGAAAUAUGCUUUGGACAUGCAACAGAGCAAUCUUGACCCACUGAGCCCUAUGACAGCCAGCAGCUUACUGUCAUUUGCUGAACUUUUCUCCUUCAUGCUGCAGGAUAGGGCAAAAGGCCUGCUGGGUACUACAGUCACAUUUGAUGAUCUCAUGGGUAUAUUGUGCAAAAGUGUUCUUGAAAUAGAACGAGCUAUGAAACAAACCCAGUGUCCUCCUGAUCCAGUACAGCUGAACAAAGCCCUUUCCAUCAUUUUGCAUUUAAUUUGCUUGUUGGAGAAAGUACCCUGCAGCUCAGAACAGGAGCAUUUUAAGAAACAGACUAUUUACAAGUUUCUUAAGCUUCAGCCUAGAGGGAAGAAUAACUUCAGUCCACUUCACCUUGCUGUUGACAAUAAUACUACUUGUGUGGGUCGCUACCCAGUUUGUAAAUUCCCCUCUCUACAAGUUACUGCUAUCCUGGUGGAAUGCGGUGCUGAUGUAAAUGUCAGAGACUCUGAUAGCAACAGUCCGUUACACAUCGCUGCACUGAACAACCAUCCAGACAUCAUGAAUCUUCUUAUCAAGUCAGGUUCACACUUUGAUGCCACAAACUCUCAUAAACAAACAGCUAGUGAUUUGCUGGAUGAGAAAGAAAUAGCAAAAAAUUUAAUCCAGCCCAUAAAUCAUACAACGUUGCAGUGUCUUGCUGCUCGUGUAAUAGUGAAUAAUAAGAUAUACUAUGCAGGGCACAUCCCUGAAAAACUGGAGAACUUUGUUUUGCUCCAUAGAUAAUAGUGUGGAGUCCCAGAAGUACUAUUCUUGAAGCACGACUUGGUGAUGACAUUUUCCUUGAGCACUGUUGUGAUACACCAGCGUUCUCUUAGCUUGCUCCAUCUUGCUUUCAUUAGCUAAAGCGUUGUUAGCAUUGGAUCUACAGAGCUGGUUACCCGUAUUUAAUAUGAAUAUGCCAUAUAAUAUAUUUUGUGGAUUAUCUAGAAAUGUAAUGCCAUAUUUAAACUCUUAAAAUUGUCUGCCAAAGGCUUGUCUAUUCUGGUCUAAUUUGCCUGUUUGGGACUGAGUUGAGUAUUUUCCACUGAUGUCUUUUUACUAUAACUGUUAAGUGGAUUUUAUACAGUUGGAAGGUCAUCUUCUUUUGGUUUUGCUUGAGCAUUUCUACUCUUACUCUGUUCUUUUUCUAUGGACUCAUUGCUAAACUGUACAAGUUGUAUGGACUUGUUAAUGUUUGCAACUACCAUAAGUGCUUUUAUCUUCUCUAUGCACUGGCUUAAAUAUGACUGUUGUGUGUGAGCAUAUUUCUAUGCAGCACUUGGCCAAUUUCAACUUAAAUGCCAAUUUUGUUUUGCAGUUUGUUUGAAGCUCUUUUGAGAAUGCUGUCUUCGUAGCAUGAUGAAUUUUGGAGUUACUUAUCAGUGCUCCAGAUUUGGGUUUGACUUCUUUUGGCUGCUGUAACUGAGGUUGCUUUCUGUUUGAUCCUCUGGAAGUUUGUUCGAAAUUUGGGCAAAGAAAAUCUUGCUUUUUCUCAUCGUAGUCCACUUGAACUUUAAAUCUGAAAAUUGUUUUAUUACAUUGUGCAGUUAAGGGAAGAGUCUUCAUUAUGUAUGACUGACACCUUCCCCUUUGCACUAAUGUAUUGCUUGUGCUGGUUAUGUGACUGGAUGUGCAGUUUGCUCAAAGUUUAACCUCAAACUUAAUGAUACACUGUAAUGAAAAAUAGAUCAAGUGUAUGCUGUAGUUUAAAAUUUACAGAUCAACUUUAGCUACAAAAGAAACUAGAGCAUGUUGGUGGCAUGAUGCUUAUCAGUCCAGACCUAGACAUCAUCUAAUAUAAUAGUAAGUGGCUGUAUGCCAGGGUGUUGGAAGUUCUAUAGCUGUGUCCUUUUUUCUUCAAUUUAAGUAUCUUUAUGAAUACUUGCAUGGAUUUUUCAUCUCUAGUGUGUCAGCUGUACUUAACAAAAAGCAGAAGUUCUGUUGUGUAUAUAGCUCCUACUUAAAGUACUUAUUUUUAUAAUAUUUGCACAACAGCUUAGCUUUUACAACAGAAAGGGCUCUUUUGACUUGAUAAGAAAUCUAUUAAAUGAAGAUCAUAAAUGUGAGUGCGAUUCAGGUAACUAAUAUAAUUCAGCACUUUACUAUUGAUUAGUAGUAGAUUUUAUUAUGGCAUAUUAGCCCUGCAGAUGUCUUAAAGUGAAAUUCACUUCUCUUGGAUAGCAUACAGUUUACUUGCAAAUUUAGUGGUCUAGCAUAUUGGAUAUUUUUGACUUGAUGUUUCAUUUUGGCUGUGGGCAGUAAGUUCUUGCCCGUGAAAUUCUUGCUGCAGAAAUUUAACAAGUUGAUAUAAGCCUUUGUCAGUGAUAGAGGUAUUUAGAAGCCAAAUUAAUUAGAUAAAGGCCAAGUUGGUUUAGGAGGGUCUUUGUAAUAUCUUAUUUUUUAAGCUGAUGUUGGAACAUUUUUGUUGCUUGUUAAUUGAGUUGAGGAAGAAUGUGUCUUGGGAGCAUAUAAGAAUCGUUCUUCCUUGCUUUUGUGCUGUUUUGGUGUUCUUGUUAGUGUACAGCGUGGUGCCUACUAGCUUAGCCAUUCUUGGUAAAAAAUAUGGGGAUGUUUUUAAACAAAGCUAUGUUGAAAGCAGUGCUGUUUGUGUAUUACCAGUUUCAGACUGUAUUUUGAAGCAGCUUUCUCCUGUUUGUCUCAUGCUAUGUCUGCAUUGUAUGGAGUUAUUGAAAAUGAGGAAACCCUGUUAGUUUCUUUUGCAAAUACACAGGAGUAAAAUUCUUUUCAAUUGGCUGAACUUCUGUGAUUUGUAAUGAUUAAAACACAUGCCACCCAAGCUGUCAUUUGUGAGAACAUGUAGUUUGAUUUUUUGGGAAAAAAAAAAAGCGCCUUUUAAAAUGCUUUUCUACUACUCUGUACACACUGUGGUCACAGAGAAAGGGAUUUUGAGUUUUAUACUCUGUGACUCUGUACUGAUCUUAAGUGGUUUUUUGGUUUAAGUUUCUCUGUCUAUAAGUGUCAAAUAUCCCAACUAAAAUUAUUUGGACUUUAUUAUUCCAGAAAUAUAAUCUAAAAAUUGUUAAUUGUUAGCAAGUUAUUGAAUGGAAACCAUUCCCAAAAGCACAAGCAUAUCACUAUUAAGUGUAUGUAAAUCUAGUGAAAAUUCCUACAAGGCAGGCUUAUUCUGUUAGCUGCUCUGUAAAGACAAACCAGUUUAAUAGGACUUACUGGCUUAUUGUAUGUAGUUCUGUCUAAAUAUCUACCAAUGUGUGUCAGUCCUAAAGACUGUUGCCUCCACACCAAAUUUAGUUUUUCAUGGUGGUGAGGCUGCUUGCUGAACUCUUACCUUGGCAGAUACUUGCACUUGAAUGUCCAGGCAGAUGAGUUCAGUUUCCUUUUAGCCCUGUAUGUUUACAUUACUCUGUUCAAUUUUUCUUAAUUUUGAAACAAAUCGGUACAGAGCCCGUGCUGGUUAAGGUCUUGGGGCUUAGUUCAGGAUUUGCAAAUUGAGAGGGAGGGUUGGGACAGCAGGCUCUGUCUGAGAUGCACCUGCCACUAAGGCCAGUGCUAAUGGGUAGCAGCAGUUAUGCCCCCUCAGUCCCUGAUUCAAGCCAGUUUUUGGGGUUUUUUUAAUUCAGUAUAGAUACCAACUUUCUGAACCAGAAUUUUGAGGGUGUUUUUUGUAGUUAUUAUACUUACUCUUGUUGCUAUUCAGAGGUGAGAAUAUGUUUACUUUAGUGAAACAUUCAUGCCAAUGCUAAAUGCAGUGGUAUUGCUAGCCAGACUCAAACUAUGGUAAGGACAAGGAACUAAAGACCAUUCAGAACACAAAGAAUUGUUGUCUUUUUGUCCUAUUUUUAACUGAUUAAUUUCCUGUUCUUCUCUUUUCUUCCUAUUUGGGCUUUUUUCUGAUGAAAUAUACUGCCUCUGAGCUACUGACACAGAAAAACAUUGAGAAUAGUGCAAAAAAGAUUUUAUGACCUGCAAGGGUGCAACAGGGUUUAAAACCGAUUAAACAGUUUACAGAUAUGGCUCCUUAGAGACAAAACCACUGAUACCUCCUUGCUUGCUGAGGCCUCUGAAGUUGUAUUUUUGGAGGCAGGGGAUAAAUGCUUAAAGCAAUUUUUCUUCUAAUAAUCCUGUCUUUCAACUGAGCUACUUCAGCUAGGAAGACAUUCUCCUAAAAAAAUGAAAUGCUUUUCUUACCAAAUUCUAAAACUGUAUUCCUAUUUUUGUAUUGUUUAUGGUGGUAACAAGAUUCCAGCUGUCUGUGGUGUCUCUGUUCUGUUUGUUAAGUGCAGUGUAAAGACACUUUCUGACAUGCAAGGCAACAUUGUGGUUAGUUUUCCAUAUAUACUUUACAGCAGUCUCUGGAUAGGAAGUAAUUUUGUGUAUUUCCAAAAUCCCCAAAGAGGUCUCAUUUAACUACUAUUUUACAAGUGCUUAAAAUUAACUUCUUUCCAUUUUUACAAAACACUAUUUUGAAAAAUAAUAAGAUUGCUAUAGCAAAAUCCUUACAGGGGGAUUUAUAAAAAAAUAAAAAACCUUACGAGGAAAAAAUGUGCCUUUCCUCAGUUUUCGAUCAACUACAAGGUGACUGGUCUUGAAGUAGCUUGGAAAUACUGAGUACAAUGCUUGUUAAACUAUAAUGUUGAUAAAUGUGAAUAAAUAGACUGAAUGCUAAUUUCUAUCUUCUGUGAUUACAGUAAAGCCAGCUGGUAUUUAACGCUUCACAGUCGAUUUGGGGGAUACUGAUGGGAGACAAAACUAGACUGCUCAUACCUCUUGGCUUUGAGUAGAAAAGUAACUGUUGAGCCCUCAAUGAGGGCAGGAUGAGAAGCUGUUGUUGAUCUGGUUUGAACUAAUACUGUAUUUGCGUUCCCUUCUAUCACAAGUACUUCCUAUGCAGGGCUAGCUCUGUGUAUAGAGAUAUUGCAGUUUCUUUUUUACAUGAAAUUCAGAAGUAACAGCAAUGUAAAGAAGGAAUAACAGGACUAUUUAUCUGCUCUUACUUUCUUUAGGCUCCAAAUGCAGAUGACAUUAAAAAUAUGUUUUGGAGAACA
Messenger RNA from Colius striatus (speckled mousebird), 6416 nucleotides. RefSeq names its product fem-1 homolog C (gene FEM1C). The transcript is spliced from 3 exons. NCBI's taxonomy places the organism in Eukaryota, Metazoa, Chordata, Aves, Coliiformes, Coliidae. The record is from RefSeq and is a predicted model, not a curated record. Gene Ontology annotation, molecular function: protein binding. Bases 283 to 2136 code for a protein of 617 amino acids.